AUGAACUCCAUGCGCCAUCCAAAUGUGAUCACGUUCUACGCCACAUGCACCAAGCCUCUGGAUCUGUGCAUCAUCAUGGAGCACAUGGAGCUGGGCUUGCUGUUAGAUCUCCUCAAGAACAAGCUCAUGGAGUACCUGCCACUGGCACUUCACAUCAAGCUUGCACUCAGGAUCACCAAGGGCAUGCACUACAUCCACUCACAGGGCAUCGUCCACCGCAAUCUCAAGUCGCCCAAUGUGCUCAUUGACUCCAAGUGGAACGCCAAGGUCGCUGACUUUGGUCUCAGCACAGCGCAACGCGCCAUGGGGAACGAACAGGCGGGCCUCAGCAUCCCCUGGGCGGCGCCCGAGAUCCUCAGCGAUUCAACCAUGGCUGAUGGCGUGUUGGCCAACAUCUACUUGUUUGGUAUCAUAUUGUGGGAGAUCAUCACAUGCAAGAAGCUGUCAUCUGUGACCAGAACCAAUCAGCUGUGGGAGCUCAACCACUCAGCAGCAUGCAAGGCCACCAUGAUCCACAAUGCACUCAUGUGCAAUCUCAUGAUGACCCACAAUGGCUAUGAGGUGCACAUGUCUGGCCUCAAGGCAAGCAUGGGCACUGGCACCUUCUGCAUCACCUUCCACCAGGCCAUUGACACUGUGGCCUGGUGGUUGCUGUGCAUCAACAGCACACACACCAAGUAUGGCAACUUGUCCAACAAACACUUUGUCUACCACGGACUGCGUGUGUGCAUGGGCGUGCACAUUGGCCUGGUGCUCAUGUCACCCAACGUCAAGGCCGAGCUCACUGACCUGCCCAAUGAGAUUGGGUGGAUGUGUCCCCUUUGGAUCCAACACAUGGGCAAUGUUGAUCUCAAGCAAGCGGCGCCCAAGGGGAUCCCCUACCAGCUGAUCAUGAACUCACUUGAGAUGCACGCCAAGAAUCAUGUGUGGUUCAAUGAAGACGAUGACAGUGAUGACUGUGAUGUGCUCCAGCUGCCCGCUGAGGACAUGAGCCUGCUGGUGUCAGCCAACAAGUGCCAGUGGUUUAUUGACCUGUGUGAGAUUGAGACUGGCAAGGUGAUUGGCUGUGGGAUGAGCGCCAUCAUCUACAGGGGCCUGUGGAGCAAGUGGACACUGCCCAAUGUCCUGCUCUUCAUCAGCACCACCAUUGGCGACAAGCACCUCUUGCUUGUCACUGAGUUCGUGCCCUGUGGCAGCCUCGCCAGUGUGCUUGCCAACACCUCCAAGUACCCACUCAUGUUCACCCAGCACAUGCACAUGGCCUAUGGCACUGCACAUGGCAUGCACUACCUCCACUCACUUGAUCUGCUGCUGCUCCACUGUGAUCUCAAGUUGUUGAACCUGCUUGUGGAUGACUGCCUCACUGUCAAGGUGGCUGACUUUGGCUUUGUGUGCAUCAAGGAGAACAAUGCCACCAUGACCAACUGUGGCAUGCCCACGUGGAGUGCGCCUGAGGUGAUCCAGGGCCUUGACUAUGGCAUGUGGGCCAACAUCUAUUUGUUUGGUGUCAUCCUGUGGGAGAUUCUCAUGUGCAAGGUGCUGUACACCAAUGAGCUGUUCAUGUGUGUGGUCAUGUCCAUCAUUGAAGGCAAGCACCCACACAUCAUGUUGGAUUGUCCUGAAGCACUGCACUGA
Messenger RNA from Acanthamoeba castellanii str. Neff, 1635 nucleotides. Its product is annotated as Serine/threonine protein kinase. NCBI's taxonomy places the organism in Eukaryota, Discosea, Longamoebia, Acanthamoebidae. Gene Ontology annotation, biological process: protein phosphorylation. The transcript has 5 exons. The record is from RefSeq and is a predicted model, not a curated record. Gene Ontology annotation, molecular function: ATP binding; protein kinase activity. Bases 1 to 1635 code for a protein of 544 amino acids.